AAUUGCCGGGUUAACGUAGGUGUAUAGUUUAUUUAACUUUAGGUAACGUCUGGUUAAAAACGGUUAAAUUAUAACAAAAGAAUUGUUUAUAAAAUUAUAUUGACUUUUGAAGAACCUUUGAAUAGUCUUCUUUAUUACAGAGGCGUGCAACCUAUUUGCAGAAGUAUGCAGCCAACAUCAAGAGAUAUCAUAUUUAGUAAAACGAAACUAUUUGCUGAAUUAUAUAAGUUGAAAACUUUACAAAAAUUAAAAGAUUGCCGUUUAAUAUUUCAAAACAAAAUAUAAAAAACCGGAAUUCAUUUUCAAGUUUUACUUCAAUACAUGCAUAUUUAUCCCUAAAUCACGUGAGAUAAAGUAUCAGAUCAGCACUUGAAAGAGAAUAUUUACGCAGCGCUUCAAUGAAAUGCAAAAAUGGCUUCUUGAAAAUGAAAAAUUCUCUGUUGCGAACAUUUUUACAGUUAAGAAUAAAAAAUGUUUAGAAUAUCAGCUUUUUUACAUUUUAUAUACGCAUUAUUCUGGUUGCUGUCAGUUACCAAAUUGUUUGCUAAAGAAUGCGCACAUGGAGGAAUAUUAGAAAACAUGAUUUUAGAAGGAGGAAUAAAUUCAAACAAACACACUAUUAUAAAGGGGAUCAACUCAGUCAACCUUUGUAUUAAUAAAUGUUGUACCAUAAAAGAAUGCGACUUAGCAAUGUUUAAAAGAAACAUUUGUUACAGCGUCAGUUGUGAUAAAGAAAAUUCUUGUCAAAUAUCACAUUCCAGAAAUAAUUCAAUUGAAAACGCUAAAAUUGUGUUUAUGACAAGACCAAGAGAAGAGGCUUCAAGGCAGCAUACAAAUAUACAGCAUGUGCUGUACCAAAAAAAUGAGAAGAAGUGGGAAAGUCCACAAUCACGCAUAGAACGUGAAGAGGACGAACUCGACGAGGCGCUAAUAGAAUCAGGUGAUGAUAUAAAUGAUCUAACAAGUGGUAGUGGAAUAACGGUUGGAAAUGAUACAUUGGAAAACGAAAAAAUCGCAGAUUCUAGCUUAGAAACAGAUGAUUCAGAAGGAUCGUCAAAAGAUCUAGAGAAUGAAGAAACAGAGUCGGAGUUUUCAGACAGCGACUUUGAAUCUGGCGAUAGUUUAUUGACAAAAAAUAACAACGCUGGUGUUAAAAAACAUGAAGACGAGAACAAAUUUAAAAAUCAAAUAGAGAAUUUAAACUUUAAAUCAAAUAACAGUAAACAGCAAUAUAAGAAGGAAAACAACACUAAACUAGAUAGCACAAUAUACCAUUCUUCGUUGAAAAAUACUUCAUUAAACGCGUUUAAGUUGAUGCAAAACCUCUCUUCUUCAAAAAAUAUUAGCAAUGAAAAUAAAACUUUAAACGACCAUCUCAAACACUUCAACAGAACAAAAAAAUUAUCUCAUGCUAAUUAUUUUUUACAAAACAAUUUAUCAAAUUACACUCCAUUAAAGAAGAUGGAAAAAAAUGUAACACAAAUUUUUAACUUUAGUCUACCCGCAAAUAUAAGUAAGUACAAAAGUAUGCCAACAAAUAGUCAAAAAUUUCAAAUUAAGAAACAAUCAGGUAAAAAUAUCACUAAUAAUUUUCUAAUUAAAUCAAAAAGAUUAAACGACAAAGGUAUUAUUAAGAAUAAAGAACUAAAUAACAGCAAAAAAGAUAAGCAUACAAAGUUUAAUACUAGCAUUACUGAUGAUAAUCAUAACCUUAAUAAUCUUUGCAGUAAUGAUAAAGUUUAUCAAAAAGACUCAAAAACUCUAAAUAACAGUUAUUCAAAUAAAACAAAAUUUGCUGAAAAUUCUCCAACAAUGCUGCAUAACGCUUCAGCAAAGCUAUAUAACGCACCAUUAAAGUUGUAUGACGCUCCAACAAUGUCAUAUAACGCUCCAACAGUAUUAUAUAAUAAUCAUACAAUGAGGAGACGAAUUGAUCUGCUAAAUUCAAACAAUGAAUUUAUCAGCAACUUUACAAUAUAUUCCCCUGCGAGAAUUUCUUCUCCAACCCAGGAUUCUUUUGUUACUGAAAUAUCUACUGAGUUUAAAAACGAGCAGGAUAAUGCAACUUAUCCUGUUGAAGAUGAAACUGAUGUUAUCAUAACUCCAGACGGAGUAUUAUCAUCAAAGUUAGAUAAUAGGACAAACGAAUUUAAAAAAGAUAAAGAAAAUAGCAUAAUCAGUAACGAUAAAGAUAAUCGCAAAAUCAGUAACAAAGAUAGUCGCAAAAUCAUUAGCGAUAAUGAUAAUCGUAAAAUCAUUAACGAUAACGGUAGUAGCAAAAUCAGUAACGUUUCUAAUUUUUUAGUAAGCACUGAUAGUCUACAAAUGAACGCCAUUAACAAUUCGGUAAAUCGGAGUUUAAUGUCUACUACUUCAAAAUUAGAUAUUGGCAAAGAAAUUUCUGGAGAAUCUGAAAGUUCGGGUGAUUCUGACAGCUUUGAUUCUGGAGAUUCAGGGGAGGAAGAUAAGUCAUUCAAAAAUAUAAAGGGAAUUUUUUCAGGAUCUGGUGAUGCGUUCAGUAAAGACACAGAGUACAAUCCAUCUGCUGAAAAAAUUGAAGAUGCGCUUGAUGAAUCCACCUCAAUAAAAAAAUUAAAUAUUACUCACUUUUUAAAAAGAAAAAACAAAGCGUCAACAACAGAAAAACCAACAAAAGAUUUGUUUUUUAUGGAGAUAGAAGACGAACUUUUGUCUGGCAACGGAUCCAAUCUCACAAGUCAGUUACAAGAUCAGCAAAGCUCCGGUGACAUCAAUAACCUUAUCACAGAAACUAAAAAUAUUUCAAAAUUUGCUGAAAGGAUGGACGCUCUAGAACAGGAUAGGUAUUGGCUCGAUAUUAUCAAUAAAACAGCUGAAACAUUGUUAAGAAAUAACUCCGUUGAUUUUUCGUUAAAAAAUGAAACCUGGUGGAGAAAUCAAUCAACUGAAAUGAACUUAUCAAUUAAUUCAAAUUCAUUGAACAAAACAGUGCUUAAGGAAAUCCCAGGUGAUAGUUUUAAAACAUCCUCAGAACCACUUUUAAAUUCUCUCAAUUCUGAAAACCUAACAUACAGCUCUAACAACAUAUUGAAUGAAACAAUGUCUCCAACCCCUCAAACAAGACAGUUAAGUCAACCUAUUGCAACCAUGGGAAUAGCAAAAACACAAGAAGAGUCAAAAGAAGAAACAUUUUUUAAUAAAACCUUCAUGAACCACAAUGAAUCUACAGACCAAAAAUUUUCUGUUGUUCAGAAUGAAACUAUAGAUGUUCAAGAUAAAACUACUGAUAUUCAGAACAAAACAACGGGUACUCAGAGUAUAAGUACAGAUUUUCAAAUUGAAAAUACAGGUUUUCAGGAUCAAGCUACCGGUUUUCGGGAACAAACUACGCGCAUACAAAAUGAAACUAUGGAUUUUUCUGAUAAAAGACUUUACGGAUCAGAAUACGAUGAGAAAAAUGAAAAUGCGUAUCAAACUUUUCGAGUAGCACCAAUAAGUUUAUACCCUAAAAUUGAAUUUUUAAAAAUUUACACACCUUCUAAAAAAAGUUUUUUGCCUUUCUUAAAGGAUAAUGGUUAUUAUAAUCACGGUAAGUAUUCUGAAGAAGAAGAAAUUAAUAAUGAACAAAUAUUUAAAAAGAAAAACGUUGAAACUAAAACAAGAGUACAACAGAGUUAUGACUCGAAAAAGAUACAAGAGAGUUAUGACUCAAUCAGCAGAGAUCUUAUACAACCCAAAGAUGAUAGUUUAAAAACAGAGCAAGAACAAGUUAACGGUUUUGUGCAUGCGUUUGAAAGGAAACAAAAUAAAUAUGAUACGGUAAACUUUGAUCCUAGAGUUCACUAUUUAGGUUAUAGUGAAAAUAGAGUAUCAGAUACAAGAGACAACAAGCUAGAUCAAACUUUAGAAUCUAAUGACAUACCUUUUUCUUCUUUUUUACCUGAUAGUUCAAAUGAAAAGUUUGAAAAUGUUGAUACGGACGGAAAAAAUCAAAUGUUCAAAACCCAUUUAAUAAAUACAGGAAUUCCAGCAAACACAAAACUAGGUAAAAUGUUAAUGGCCGAUCUAUCAGAAGAAGAAAGCUUAGGUAAUGCCUACAAUGAUCAACCAACAUUUAAAAAUCCUUUAGAGUUUAAAAAUUUUUACCAAACAAACGAAAACGGGUUAGGUAAAAUAAAUGGAGAAAUUUUAGAUCAGGAUCCAGUUCAGCAAAAUCAGAUUUUUGAUAAUGAAGCUUUAAAUGAUUUUAAAGAAUUUAAUGAACCAGAGAAUUCAAAUUAUAUGUAUUCAGAUAAGGCUUUCAAAGUAAAAGAAAAUUUUUUUGAAAGAAAAAAUAUUGAAAAACCAGAAGCCGUUUUAAAACCUGUGUCUAAAAAGAAAGUUAGAAAAUCUAGAACAAAGAAUGAAAAAAACAAAAACUAUCAAAAUGGGAACAAAAAUAUAUCGUGGAAAACUUCAAAUGGGACUAAAAUAUUUCCAAUAAAAACAAAGAACAAUGGCCCACAUAAAAAUAUUAUGCCACAAUCAGAAAACACCCAAUAUUCAGAAAACACACCGAUAUCCAGAAUGUUUCCAAACAAUUCAUCUCCAAGCAAAAACUUUUCCAAUUCAACACUCUUUAAAACAAAAUCGUCACGGGCUGACAAAAUCUCUGAAACAAAAGCAAAAAAAGAAGAAAAUAAUAAAAAUGACAAACUAGAAGAAACAAACUUUACUAAAAAAAAAAUUAACACAGAUUAUGCCAAUAAAAAAGAAAAAGAAGAAGAAAAUGUGAUUCAGGGCAUUAAUAAAGAUAUCAAUGAAAAACAAUACAAAAUUUUAAACGAAAAGUUGCCUCAUGCUUCAAUUCCAUGGGAAAAAUUGGAUACGAACCAUAAUAUCUCUAUAAAUGCAGCUGAUGAUAAUGAAGGAAAAGCAAAAACAAGAAAAUUAUUUCAAACAAAUAAAGAAAAUAAUUUAUUCAAAGAAAAGCACAACCAUUUCAAUAAAAUAAAAUUGAAUAAAGCUAAUUCACAACCCAAUAAGAGUUUAAACCACAAUAAACCCAAAACCUCUAAUUCUCAAUAUGUCCGCUACGCUUUGUAUCGCAGCAAAUUUUUUCCGCCAAAAAAUUACAAUGCAAGAAAAAAUAUUUUCUCUAAAAGCACUGUCAAUGUUAUAAAAAAAAUUGAAAGUUCUUUUGAGAAAAUUCAAGGAAAUUAUAAAAAUAACAUUAAAGUUAACUCAAAAAAAAGUUUAAAUUUAAAACAUAAAUCUAAAGAAUUUAAAAAAAAAAAAUCUGAAGGAAUGAAAACUGUUUUUCCAAAAAAAAAUGCACUAGCUCAGCUCCAAGACCUUAUCACACAAGCUAAAAUUGGGAGAUACGAAAAUGUUGGAAAUGCGUUAAGCAAAAAGUUUCAAAAUAGCAAAAAAAAACAUUUUGGUGUUGAUGAAAGAAAUAUACAUCAAUCUUCAAAUCAUUCUAUAAAUCAAAGAAGAUAUCAAAAGAUUAAAGAAGUUCGAGAAAAAGUUUUGAGAAGAUUUUCAAGCAAUAACGGUACAUGUAGACAAGGCUUAACAAUACACGGGGGUACAUUACGAGGAGGAGUUCUUUCUGGAGAAUUUAAAAGUAUGGGAGUAGUUGAUACACAAAAGGCAUGCGUGCAAAAAUGUUGUAAAAGCGAUCGAUGCGAUGUUGCAAUGACAAUUGGCAGAGAGUGUAUUAACAUCCGCUGCUUCAAUAGAAAAUUAUGCAAUAUAGCGCCGGCAGGAAAUGUUGGUGUUUACAGAGACGUAUUGCCGGUGGUUACCUUUGUUAACAGACCUGUACAUAUUUUUCGGAGGUCUGAAAUACCACGUCCUUUGCUUUUUUCGGAACAAGAUCCAUAUUCUGUGUCCGAAAUUAUCCAACAAUUAGAUGAAAGUGAAUUUUCUGAAGUGCGCAAGAUUAUAGAUGAAAUCGAUCAUUAUUAAAGCUUAACCAAUUGUUAAGUAAAAGUUGUGAAGCUUGGACAAAUACUUAUCAAGCAAUCUAUGCAUUUGGUUAUUGCCAUAUAUUUCGAAGGUGUUGCCGCUGUUCACCUUGCGUCGACCUUUGUUAAUCCGUCAAUGGAACCAACGUUAAAAAUCUUUAUUUUUCACGGAAAAAAACAAUAAAUAAAAUGAAAAACUAUUUAUCAUGAAAAAGCAUAUUAAGUAUAUGAUGUGCUUAGUAUAUGAAGCAUUGCCAAAAAUUUAAAGCCUACCAAGGAUACAAAAAAUUGCAAUGCCUACAAAAAAGAUACCCAGCAUAAAAAAGUUAUCAGGCAUACUUUCAGAAAAAUAAUAAAGAAUUAUGAAGCUAAUGAAGAUUAUAAUAAAUAUCUCAACCGAUGUAUCUAAUUAUUAGUAUUAUAUUGUGAGCUAAACUUGAAAAUGCAACAUUAAACACCUUAAACACAAAAGUAAUACGAAUAAAAACAUUCCAAAAUUGCAAAAUAACUAGAUGUUUAUCAGUUGCCUCUCGACUAUAAAAAGUUAAUUUAAUAUAUAGAUUAUAAAAUAAAAACUUGAAAAAAAUUUAAGAAAUGAGUACU
Molecule: messenger RNA, 6533 nt
Organism: Hydra vulgaris (swiftwater hydra)
Lineage: Eukaryota; Metazoa; Cnidaria; Hydrozoa; Anthoathecata; Hydridae
Source: RefSeq, a predicted model, not a curated record